GGCUGCCAUGUUGAAAAAAAAGUGACAUCUGCUGGAGGAUUCGCAUAACUCUGGAGAAAACAACAAUAUGCAUCAGACAAAACAUAAAUGACUUUGAAGAUAUAGUCAUCUACUGAACAUUUCGAAGUGAAAACGUCCAAUAAAUAUCAACCAACUCUUCGUAACACAUUAUCAUGACUCAACGACCAGAUGACCACAGGAGGAAGUGGAAUAGGGAGGAAUAUGAGAGGAUUGCUCUCCAGAGGCUUCAAGAGGAGAUUGCUGAGGAAGAGUUGGGGAUACCGAAAGCUCCGACAGUGAAGAGAGAGCUUCUCAAGCAAAGAGAUUACAAAGUCGACUUAGAAUCGAAACUUGGAAAGAGUGUUGUCAUCAACAAAGCCACACCAUCCUCACAGACUGGAGGAUACUAUUGCAAUGUUUGCGAUUGUGUUGUUAAAGACUCCAUAAAUUUUCUCGACCACAUAAAUGGAACUAAACAUCAACGAAACUUGGGAAUGUCGAUGAAGAUCGAAAGAUCGACAUUGGACCAAGUGAAAGCCAGAUUUGCUGCUAAUAAGAAGAAAAUGGAGGAGAAGAAGAAGGAUUAUGAUUUGGAGCAGCGAGUCAAAGAACUCAAAGAAGAGGAAGAAAAAAUAAAAGAAUAUAGGAAGGAGCGUAAGAAGGACAGAAAAAGGAAAAUAGAAGAAGCUAAUGAGGAAGAAGAAUCUGGGGCUGUUGAUGAAAUGGCCGCAAUCAUGGGCUUUUCAGGUUUUGCGUCCAAAAAUCGAAAAUAGUCGUUUUUAAUUGCAUUUCGCACGCACUGAAAUUACCAUUGAAGUUCGACGAAUGGUAAAUUUAAGUAAUAAAAUAGAAGGAUAAAAUGGUGAAUUGCGAUACUAGAUUUUUUAUAUAUUAAUGGAAUCUUUUUACAGAACAGUUUCAUCUGCACUCAAUAGAGUCUUCUACGUCAUUCUCUCCUCUGAAAGUACUUGUUGAAAAGUAUGAUUAUGCAGUGAUAUUAUUACGUUUUUUUCUGAGGAUAUUAAUAUAAUGAUAUUAAUAUCAAUUU
Molecule: messenger RNA, 1048 nt
Organism: Fopius arisanus
Lineage: Eukaryota; Metazoa; Arthropoda; Insecta; Hymenoptera; Braconidae
Product: zinc finger matrin-type protein 2
Exons: 5
Coding region: 174-773 (199 amino acids)
Biological process (GO): mRNA splicing, via spliceosome
Cellular component (GO): U4/U6 x U5 tri-snRNP complex; spliceosomal complex
Molecular function (GO): nucleic acid binding; zinc ion binding
Source: RefSeq, a predicted model, not a curated record